AUUCUCUUUCCCGCCAACCCACAUCCCUCCAUUUUCCCAUUACUCUAUAAAAUCCUUUGCUUUUCAUUUCUACUGCAGAAAAGUUAAAAGAAAAAAAAAAAUGAAUGAAAAUUUGGAGGAACAGAGCAAGCUUCCUGAGCUUAAACUUGAUGCUAAGCAAGCUCAAGGAUUUCUCUCAUUUUUCAAAACCCUACCCAAGGACCCUAGGGCAGUUCGCCUCUUUGAUCGUCGGCUUGUAGUUCCAUCUGAAUUAGGCAGGUGGUGCAGCAAACUUUCUUUCUUUCCUGGCACCUAUAUUAAUNCUGCUCUUGCUCCAAACUUCGGUCAGAAUGGAUGUGAAGUUGGCUUAGGCUAUGUUGAUAUUACAAAGAGAGUCCUUGGUUUAACAGAAUUUCUAGAUGAUAGCCACUUCACAAAUUUGGAGUCUGCUUUGGUUGCUCUUGGUUGCAGAGAAUGUCUUGUACCAGCGGAGACUGGCAAAUCCAGUGAAUACAGGCCUAUGUUUGAUGCAAUAUCUAGAUGCGGCGUGAUGGUAACUGAAAGAAAGAAAACCGAAUUUAAAGGGAGAGAUUUGGUACAGGAUCUUGGUAGGCUCGUCAAGGGUUCAGUAGAACCUGUUCGAGAUUUGGUCUCUGGUUUUGAAUGUGCAUCAGGAGCUUUGGGCUGCAUACUUUCUUAUGCAGAACUACUUGCGGAUGAGAGCAAUUAUGGAAACUAUACAGUCAAACAAUACAGCCUCAGUAGUUACAUGAGAUUAGAUUCUGCUGCUAUGAGAGCACUGAAUGUUAUGGAGAGCAAAUCAGAUGCUAAUAAAAAUUUUAGUUUGUUCGGUCUGAUGAAUAGAACAUGUACUGCUGGAAUGGGUAAAAGGUUAUUGCACAUGUGGCUCAAACAGCCUUUACUAGAUGUAGAAGAGAUUAACUGUAGGCUGGAUUUAGUUCAAUCAUUCGUGGAGGAUGCUGCGCUUCGCCAAGACUUGAGGCAGCAUCUAAAAAGAAUUUCAGAUAUCGAGCGGCUGACACACAAUCUUGAGAGGAAAAGAGCCAGUUUAGUGCACGUUGUAAAACUCUAUCAGUCAAGCAUCAGAGUACCAUAUAUCAAAAGUGUUUUGGAACGGCAUGAUGGGCAAUUUGCAACACUCAUUAGGGAAAGAUAUAUUGAUUCUCUGGAGAAAUGGAGUGAUGAUAAUCACCUGAAUAAGUUCAUAGGUCUUGUGGAAACUUCUGUUGACCUUGAUCAACUUGAGAAUGGAGAAUACAUGAUUUCUUCUGCAUAUGACCCAAAUUUAUCUGCUCUGAAGGAUGAGCAAGAGACAUUGGAGCGACAAAUUCAUAAUUUGCACAAACAAACUGCCAAUGAUCUUGAUCUACCUGUUGAUAAGUCGCUUAAACUAGAUAAAGAAACACAAUUUGGACACGUCUUCAGAAUUACCAAGAAAGAAGAACCAAAAGUUAGGAAGCAGCUAAAUUCUCAUUACAUUGUUCUCGAAACACGUAAGGAUGGGGUAAAGUUCACCAAUACAAAACUCAAAAAACUAGGAGAUCAGUUCCACAAGAUUGUAGAGGAGUACAAGAGCUGUCAGAAAGAAUUGGUAGCUCGUGUAGUUCAAACAGCUGCGAGUUUCUCCGAGGUGUUUGAAGGUAUAGCUGGUGUACUUUCUGAGUUGGAUGUGCUACUGAGUUUUGCGGAUUUGGCUGCCAGUUGCCCAACUCCUUACACAAGACCAAAUAUCAGUCCACCAGAUACAGGAGAUAUUAUACUUGAAGGGUGUAGGCAUCCUUGUGUGGAAGCUCAAGAUUGGGUUAACUUCAUUCCUAAUGACUGUAGACUAGUUAGGGGAGAGAGUUGGUUUCAGAUUAUCACAGGCCCUAACAUGGGUGGAAAGUCUACCUACAUUCGGCAGGUUGGUGUGAAUGUCCUGAUGGCCCAAGUUGGCUCGUUUGUUCCAUGUGACAAUGCUACCAUUUCUAUUCGUGAUUGUAUUUUUGCUCGUGUUGGCGCUGGAGAUUGCCAGCUGAGAGGAGUUUCUACUUUUAUGCAAGAGAUGCUUGAGACUGCGUCGAUCUUGAAAGGAGCUACUGAUAGAUCAUUGAUUAUAAUUGAUGAGUUGGGCCGUGGUACAUCAACCUAUGAUGGCUUUGGUUUAGCUUGGGCUAUUUGUGAGCACAUUGUUGAAGAAAUUAAGGCACCAACAUUGUUUGCCACUCACUUUCAUGAGCUGACUGCAUUGGCCAACAAGAAUGGUAACAAUGGACAUAAGCAAAAUGCUGGGAUAGCAAAUUUUCAUGUUUUUGCACACAUUGACCCUUUUAAUCGCAAGCUAACUAUGCUUUACAAGGUUCAACCAGGUGCUUGUGAUCAGAGUUUUGGUAUUCAUGUUGCUGAAUUUGCAAAUUUUCCACCGAGUGUUGUGGCCCUGGCUAGAGAAAAGGCAUCUGAGUUGGAGGAUUUCUCUCCUAUUGCCAUAAUUCCAAAUGACAUUAAAGAGGCAGCUUCAAAACGGAAGAGAGAAUUUGACCCUCAUGACGUGUCUAGAGGUACUGCCAGAGCUCGGCAAUUCUUACAGGAUUUCUCUCAGUUGCCACUGGAUAAGAUGGAUCCAAGCGAGGUCAGGCAACAGUUGAGCAAAAUGAAAACCGACCUGGAGAGGGAUGCAGUUGACUCUCACUGGCUUCAGCAAUUCUUUUAGUUCUUCAGAUUAGAACUAUAUCUUCUAUUCUGUGAAGCUUGGGGGAAUGAUAGUGAUGGGUUUUGUGGAUAUAACUUAGCCUAAGUGUAAAGUUUCGUUUAAAUCCUUACCCCAAACAUGAUUCUCUGUAAUCAGGGGACUUUUGUAUGCAUCCUGUGUUAAAUAGUAAACGUUAUCUUAUGGUCAGCUAACAUUGGUAGUAGUCUAUUGAAUUAUUCCUUCA
Nicotiana tabacum (common tobacco) is the source of this 2912-nucleotide messenger RNA. NCBI's taxonomy places the organism in Eukaryota, Viridiplantae, Streptophyta, Magnoliopsida, Solanales, Solanaceae. The record is from RefSeq and is a predicted model, not a curated record.